UUCUUCCCGUUCCAAUUUUCCCUUACCUUUUUUCCCACUCCUCUCCGAGGAAACAAGCUUUACUUUUCUGUCAUUUUCUCUCUCUCCAAACGACAAACGCUUCUCUUUCACUCUACACAUACAUUUUUUUUAUAAAUAAAUAAAUAAAUCUUUCACCCUCUCUCUAUAUAUUCAUUCAUAGAUCUCACCAUUUGCCUUCUUCAUUCCACCUCCUUUCUUUUUCAGCUUCAACAGACAAAAAAGAGAAGAGAAAAAGAACCCAAAGGAAGGAAGGUGAAGAGAAAGGAAAAGUAUUGUGAGAGAAAAAUAAGGGAUAAAAAAUGGGUUCAGUUCCACCAGAACUGAGCUUGGAUUUUAGACCAACUUUUGUACCCAAAACGAUUAGUAAUUUUCUCAAGGAGGUUUCAUUGAUCGGAAACGUUUCUGAUAAGGUUUCAAAACUCGAUGCUUUUGUUGAAGGAUUGGAAGAAGAAAUGAGAAAGAUCGAUGCUUUUAAACGUGAACUUCCUCUUUGCAUGCAACUUUUGAAUGAUGCGAUUGCAGCUUUGAAAGAGGAGUCAAUGCAAUGUAUGGCGAGAAAUGUUGAACCAGUUUUAGAAGAAUUUAUUCCAUUGAAGAACAACAAGAAUGAAAAUAAUCGCAGUGAAGAAGAUGGUGCGUUAAUCACCACCAAAAAGGAAAAAGAUUCUAACAGCAGCAACUGCAAUAGUUUUAAGGACAAGAAAAAUUGGAUGAGUUCCGUUCAGCUUUGGAGCACUGAUGAUGAUUAUUGCUCAACCGAUCACAAAGUAGACACUAAGAAAAACGAUGAAGAUCCAUUUCAACGAUGUAAAAUCAGGGGAGGAGCGAGAGCCUUUAUGCCAUUCAAGGCAAAUUUGGGUUUUGCAGUGAGGAAAGAAGAGAAAGAGGGGAUACCAAUUCAUGGACUAACGCUUUUGACUCCUGGAAUCAAGAAUCUGAAAGAAGAAUCAGGUUCCACAGGAUCAAGGAUAAGUUGUAGCAGAGCAGUUUCUUCUUCUGCCCCCAAUGCUCAGUCGAAUUUUCGGUCUGGACAACAGUCGCUGUCCCAUCACCAGCAGCAGCAGCAACAACAGCAGACUGCUAGGAAGCAAAGGAGGUGCUGGUCACCUGAGUUGCAUCGCCGGUUUGUCAAUGCCUUGCAGCAGUUAGGAGGCUCUCAAGCCACUCCAAAGCAGAUUAGGGAACUUAUGCAAGUAGAUGGCUUGACCAAUGAUGAAGUUAAGAGUCAUUUGCAGAAAUACCGGCUUCACACAAGAAGACUUCCACCUUCCACAACCAACGCUGCAAAUCAAUCAGUCGUUGUUUUGGGUAGUGGUCUGUGGAUGUCUCAAGAUCAGUAUGGAGAUUCCUCCAAGGGAAGCAGUUCUGAAUCUGGUUCUCCUCAAGGUCCUCUUCAGUUAGCCACAAACACUGGAGGGACCUCCACUACAGGAGGUGACAGCAUGGAAGAGGAUGAAGAUACAAAAUCUGAGAGCUAUAGCUGGAAAAGCCAUAUUCAAAAACCCGGAAAAGAUGAUGUAUAGCGUUUAUCCACCUUGAAUUUUGCAGAUAAAGUAUACAUGGGAGGAGUCUGUGACCAUAAAAAUUAUUAUAUACUAUUACUAUAUAAUACAUAAAGGAGAAGGAUCUUGGGAAAUGACUGAGGCUGUGAAAUUUUGCAGGAUUAGCUUUCCUUCAAUCUUGAAUUGAAUUUUUGUUUUCUUCCGGAACUAUUACAAAAUUUCCAAUUAUGAUCCAUGUUUUCAUGGAAGAAACAUGAGCACUAUUCCCAUAUUCAUAAAACUAUAGCUUCUCUAUUACUUGCUCAAACACAUUGAACCUCUGUUUGCUAGCUAGCUUUCUACCAUUUUGAGGUUUUAGAAAUGCUCAAUUGAGAUAUUUCCAUUACCAAAUUAUAAUAGCCUCUUUGAUAGUUCCACAAAGUAACCAUCUAUUGCUGGUUGUUCUAUUUACACAUGCACGGUGUACGCCUCCAUUUUCCCACGGAAAGUAUCUCAAUCUUUUCAACAUACGGGCAACAGUCCUAGAAAUGUCCUUGAAGAUUAAGCAAAGCAAACAUCGGCCUUCAAUGGUACAACUAACAACUAAAGAACUUGACCCCUCAUUUUCCUACUGCCCCAUCGGGUGGGUCACUAGGUCAGUGUAUUUAGCUCGGGGGUAGAUUGAUCAUUGAUGGAUGGGUUAUAGUGGUAUUUUGGUAAUUAUAUAGCCCUUUAAGGUCGUUAUGAUACUAACCAGGAUGGGCAUAAGCGUAUGUUGACAUUUAUUAAUUUCCAACGUUUAGAUUGAUGGGUGACAGUGGUUUGGUUGUACAAAAUGACAGCCGAAGAUCCGGAUUUAUCUUGGAAAAGAAUAUUUUAGGGUUCUUAUUCCCUUAUUUGUCUUAUAGUUAUGUACAAUCUCAAUUAUUCUAAGAUGCGGUUUCUUAUAUUUAGUGAAAACUGAAAAGAUAAGUGUGGCAUGUCAACAGUUGGCAUGUGGAACUUCCAGAUUCAGCUCACCAAAAUUCUGUAUCAUUCCCCAAUUGAAGGACUGUUUGGCAAACGAGAAACCUCACCAGAAACGAGUAUGAUCUUGGCCUAAUUUGCAGAU
This is a messenger RNA of Durio zibethinus, 2613 nucleotides long. Its product is annotated as transcription factor HHO6-like. Gene Ontology annotation, molecular function: DNA binding; DNA-binding transcription factor activity. The record is from RefSeq and is a predicted model, not a curated record. Gene Ontology annotation, biological process: regulation of DNA-templated transcription. Lineage: Eukaryota; Viridiplantae; Streptophyta; Magnoliopsida; Malvales; Malvaceae.